AUGAACGUUUCAAAAAUCCUUGCAUCGCCCACGGUCACAUCGAAUGUUUUGCGCAUAUUUGCUCCCAGGCUGCCACAAAUUGGUGCUUCUUUGCUAGUACAUAAAAAAUGGGCCUUAAGAUCGAAGAAGUUUAAUCGUUUUUAUUCUGAAAAGGUCAGCGAUGAGAUACCUUCAAAGAAGGGCGUUGACGGCACUGAAAAGUUGACCAAUAAAUCUACAAUUUCUACAAAGGACAAUGCCUCUUCGUCACAACCACCCAACAGUAAUGAUAAAACUAAACAGGCAAACGUAGCUGUGUCACAUGCCAUGCUGGCAACUAGGGAACAGGAGGCUAAUAAAGAUUUAACUAGUCCUGAUGCGCAAGCAGCCUUUUACAAGCUUCUGCUGCAAUCAAACUACCCUCAAUAUGUAGUCUCCCGAUUCGAGACACCCGGUAUUGCAUCUUCGCCCGAGUGUAUGGAGCUGUAUAUGGAGGCUUUACAAAGGAUAGGCAGACACUCGGAAGCCGAUGCCGUAAGACAGAAUUUAUUAACAGCCAGUUCUGCUGGUGCGGUUAACCCAUCAUUGGCUUCAUCUUCAUCAAACCAGUCAGGUUAUCAUGGCAACUUUCCAUCUAUGUAUUCUCCACUGUAUGGAUCCCGCAAAGAGCCGCUACAUGUUGUCGUUUCUGAAUCAACCUUUACUGUGGUAUCAAGAUGGGUAAAGUGGUUGCUUGUUUUUGGUGUCCUAACCUAUUCUUUUUCAGAAGGUUUCAAAUAUAUCACGGAAAAUACAACACUACUGAAGUCGUCAGAGGUGGCCGACAAAUCUGUUGAUGUUGCCAAGACAAACGUCAAAUUUGAUGAUGUAUGCGGUUGUGAUGAAGCUCGUGCAGAAUUGGAAGAAAUCGUCGAUUUCUUAAAGGAUCCAACCAAGUACGAAUCUUUGGGUGGCAAACUACCAAAGGGUGUGUUGUUGACUGGACCUCCUGGUACAGGUAAGACUUUGUUGGCUAGAGCGACUGCCGGUGAGGCCGGUGUAGAUUUUUUCUUUAUGUCGGGUUCUGAAUUUGAUGAAGUUUACGUCGGUGUUGGUGCUAAGCGUAUCCGUGAUUUGUUCGCCCAAGCACGUUCUCGUGCCCCAGCUAUUAUUUUUAUUGAUGAAUUGGAUGCUAUCGGUGGUAAACGUAAUCCAAAGGAUCAGGCGUAUGCUAAACAAACGUUGAAUCAGUUAUUGGUUGAGUUAGAUGGUUUUUCACAAACAAGCGGAAUUAUUAUCAUUGGUGCCACCAAUUUCCCUGAGGCCUUAGAUAAGGCGUUAACUAGGCCAGGAAGAUUUGAUAAGGUCGUGAAUGUGGAUUUACCGGAUGUUCGAGGUCGUGCUGAUAUAUUGAAACACCACAUGAAGAAAAUCACAUUGGCAGACAAUGUAGAUCCAACUAUUAUUGCACGUGGAACCCCAGGCUUAUCAGGUGCUGAGCUAGCAAAUUUAGUUAAUCAAGCAGCAGUUUAUGCCUGUCAGAAGAACGCUGUUUCUGUUGAUAUGUCGCAUUUUGAGUGGGCUAAGGAUAAGAUCUUGAUGGGCGCUGAAAGAAAAACCAUGGUUUUAACAGAUGCGGCUAGAAAAGCCACUGCUUUCCACGAGGCUGGACACGCCAUCAUGGCCAAGUACACCAACGGUGCUACCCCCCUAUACAAGGCUACUAUUUUACCCAGAGGUAGAGCAUUAGGUAUUACUUUCCAACUACCAGAAAUGGAUAAGGUCGAUAUCACCAAAAGGGAAUGUCAAGCUAGGUUGGACGUGUGCAUGGGGGGAAAAAUUGCAGAAGAAUUAAUAUAUGGUAAAGAUAACACCACAAGUGGUUGUGGAUCUGAUUUGCAAAGCGCAACUGGCACAGCAAGGGCAAUGGUCACCCAAUACGGUAUGAGUGACGAUGUUGGUCCUGUCAAUUUGUCAGAGAAUUGGGAGACUUGGUCUAAUAAGAUUCGCUAUAUUGCUGAUAACGAGGUAAUUGAACUUUUGAAGGACUCAGAAGAAAGAACAAGAAGAUUGUUGACUAAGAAAAAUGUCGAACUACAUAGACUUGCCCAGGGUCUUAUUGAAUACGAGACACUAGAUGCACAUGAAAUUGAAAAGGUUUGUAAGGGUGAAAAGUUGGAUAAACUCAAGACUUCUACCAAUACGGUUGUGGAGGGGCCAGACAGUGACGAACGUAAGGAUAUUGGAGACGACAAACCAAAAAUUCCCACAAUGUUGAAUGCAUGA
This is a messenger RNA of Saccharomyces mikatae IFO 1815, 2244 nucleotides long. RefSeq names its product i-AAA protease YME1 (gene YME1). Gene Ontology annotation, molecular function: ATP-dependent peptidase activity; metalloendopeptidase activity; ATP hydrolysis activity. Lineage: Eukaryota; Fungi; Ascomycota; Saccharomycetes; Saccharomycetales; Saccharomycetaceae. The coding region runs from base 1 to 2244 and encodes 747 amino acids. Gene Ontology annotation, biological process: protein quality control for misfolded or incompletely synthesized proteins; mitochondrion organization. The record is from RefSeq and is a predicted model, not a curated record. Gene Ontology annotation, cellular component: mitochondrial inner membrane. The transcript has a single exon.